UGUUAGAUGAAUGGGUAGACGUGAGGGACCACUCGAAUUCCAUUUGGAGGCUUCUUUGGGCUCGCAGAGUAGACAUCAUGAGCAAAGCACACCCUCCCGAGCUGAAGAAAUUUAUGGACAAGAAGUUAUCAUUGAAAUUAAAUGGUGGCAGACAUGUCCAAGGAAUAUUGUGGGGAUUUGAUCCCUUUAUGAAUCUUGUGAUAGAGGAAUGUGUGGAGAUGGCAACUAGUGGACAACAGAACAAUACUGGAAUGGUGGUAACACGAGGAAAUAGUAUCAUCGUGUUAGAAGCCUUGGGACGAGUAUGA
This is a messenger RNA of Cervus elaphus (red deer), 308 nucleotides long. Its product is annotated as small nuclear ribonucleoprotein G-like. Lineage: Eukaryota; Metazoa; Chordata; Mammalia; Artiodactyla; Cervidae. Gene Ontology annotation, cellular component: precatalytic spliceosome; U2 snRNP; U4 snRNP. Gene Ontology annotation, molecular function: RNA binding. The transcript has 3 exons. The record is from RefSeq and is a predicted model, not a curated record. The coding region runs from base 78 to 308 and encodes 76 amino acids. Gene Ontology annotation, biological process: mRNA splicing, via spliceosome; spliceosomal snRNP assembly.